AACCGCGCCAGGCCAAGGUCGACACUCCUGGGUGGUGAAGACUGCAAAGCUCGUCGCCAAGCACAGACACAAACGUAGAGCUAGCCAUGGCGGCCACGUCGCCGUUGCCGCGGUGGGCGCCGACGCCGAGCCCGUCGCGGCCGCUCUGGCGCUGGGGGGCCAGCGGCGGCACCCCGGACGCACGGACCGGCCGCGGCAGCGCAACUGGCACUGGCUGGUCGUUCGGAAGCAUCUUCUCGUGGGCUAGCGGCGGCAGGCACGCUACUCCGACGUCAAACGGAGCAGGAGCAGCCGGCGACAGCGGCGCCUGUACUCACGGGUCGGGAUGUGAGCUGGUGCCGGCCGCGGGCAUGGCGGUGGGCGGCGCGGACGUUGACACGGACCCCAUGGUGUUCCUGACGUGGGAGGACGUGCGCGUGACGGUGGCCGGCGGUGCGCCGGCGGUAGAGAUCCUGGACGGGAUCAGCGGGUACGCGCAGCCUGGGGAGGUGCUGGCGAUUAUGGGCCCGUCCGGGUGCGGCAAAACGACGCUCCUCGACACCCUCGCAGGAAGGUUAGGGCCCGGCAUGAAUAAAACCGGGUUGAUUUUAAUCAAUGGCCGGCAGGAGAAGCUUGCCUACGGAACCUCAGCAUACGUGACCCAAGACAACGUGCUCAUGUCGACGCUGUCGGUGCGCGAGGCCGUGUGCUAUUCGGCGCAGCUGCAGCUGCCGGACACGAUGCCGGCGUCGGAGAAGCGAGCGCACGCGGAGCGGGUGAUCAGGGAGAUGGGGCUCGGCGACGCCAUCGACACGCGCAUCGGCGGGCGGAUCACCAAGGGCAUCAGUGGCGGGCAGAGGAAGCGGGUGAGCAUCUGCAUCGAGAUGCUCACGCGGCCGCGGCUGCUCUUCCUCGACGAGCCCACCAGCGGGCUGGACAGCGCCGCCUCCUACCACGUCAUGAGCCACAUCGCGCGGAUCGCCACCCAGGAGGGCAUGACGGUCGUCGCUGCCGUGCACCAGCCCAGCGGCGACGUCUUCGAGCUCUUCCACAGGCUCUGCUUGCUCGCCUCUGGGAGGACCGUGUUCUUUGGGACACUCUCUGAUGCCACCGAGUUCUUCACUUCGAACGGCUUCCCAUGUCCACAUCUGAGAAGCCCAUCUGACCACUUUCUGAGAACAAUCAACAAAGAUUUUGAUGAGGAAACUGUCGGAAGUUCUAAAGCUAACAGAAAAAUGGCGGCUGAAGCAAUAGACAUUCUCACAAGUGCAUAUAAAUCGUCCAAUUAUUCAGAAAAAACAACAGGCCAAAUAGUUGAGAUGAAACACAUAGAUGGAGCUUUAUUUAAAAGGAGAGGGCAAGCAAGCUUUUCUACAAAGCUCCUUGUGCUCACGAGAAGGUCAUUCUUGAAUAUGCACAGGGACAUCGGAUACUACUGGAUGCGCUUGGCGGUCUAUAUGGGCAUUGGCAUUUGUCUCGGCACUAUCUUCUACAAAGUUGGUUAUGGUUAUAGUUCUAUCCAGACUCGAUGUGAAGUAAUAAUGUAUACUACUGCGCUUUUAACGUUCAUGACCAUUGGAGGAUUCCCUUCUUUUGUAGAGGACAUAAAGGUAUUCAGAAGGGAGAGGCUGAGUGGACACUACGGCGUGGCAGAAUUUGUGAUCUCAAACACCCUCUCAGCUACCCCAUACUUGGCCGUCAUCGCCAUAUUGCCCGGCGCUAUGCUGUACUACCUCACCGGGCUAACAAAAGGCGUGGAUCACUUCACUUACUUCGUCAUCAACCUUUGCAUGUGUUGCCUGCUGGUUGAGAGCAUGAUGAUGGUCAUUGCCGCCAUUGUUCCGGACUUCCUCAUGGGCAUCAUCGUCGGAGCUGGGUUGCAGGGAGUGAUGAUGCUCAAUGGCGGCUUUUUUCGCCUUCCCAACGAGCUCCCGAAGCCCGUAUGGAAGUACCCUUGCUACUACAUCUCCUUCCACAAGUACGCGGUACAAGGGUUCUACAAGAAUGAGUUCAUGGGACUGUCAUUCCCAAGUGAUCAGCUCGUCGAGUCCAAUGUCACCAUCAGUGGGAUUCAGGUCCUGAAGGACAAGUUGCAGGUGGAGAUGGGGUACUCCAAAUGGGUGAACCUUGCCAUCCUAUUCGGAAUGAUGGUGAUAUACAGGAUGAUGUUCUUUGCUAUCGUGAAGAUCGCUGAGGAAGUCAGACCGAAAUUGGGAGGCAAACGGGGAUGUGUUAGAUAGUCGCCGUCCGUGUAUGUUUCUUUUUCACACUGUUCUGGCAUUUUUCUUGCCUACUUAUGCUUAACCGUAAAGAUCUGGUUAUCCCACCAUGCUACGUUAAGAGGAAAUGGUGCAUGGUAUCUUCUUUUUAGGGAUAAUCAGUGAGACAAUACAAGAAUUGUGUAUUUACGAAUAAAUAAGAUGUUGAAUGCACAACCUAGCUUGAUACA
Phragmites australis (common reed) is the source of this 2428-nucleotide messenger RNA. RefSeq names its product ABC transporter G family member 1-like. The transcript has 8 exons. The record is from RefSeq and is a predicted model, not a curated record. Gene Ontology annotation, molecular function: ABC-type transporter activity; ATP binding; ATP hydrolysis activity. Gene Ontology annotation, cellular component: membrane. Bases 87 to 2219 code for a protein of 710 amino acids. Lineage: Eukaryota; Viridiplantae; Streptophyta; Magnoliopsida; Poales; Poaceae.